Molecule: messenger RNA, 301 nt
Organism: Amoebophrya sp. A120
Lineage: Eukaryota; Dinophyceae; Syndiniales; Amoebophryaceae
Source: the annotation of a GenBank genome assembly
AUUUGAACGACAAAUUUAGAGCCUGAUUUCAAUGAGCAUUCAAUUUAGGUCGUAGGGAAUUUGCUUGGCUUAUGAUCCUGGUGGAUUUCAUAUCUUGCCUAACAAAUACAAAGAAACAGAAAGUACAGAAACGGAUCCCAAUGUGGUACUAUAUUUCCGACAGCAGCAGGUUGAUGAACAUGAAAAUAAAACUUGCCGUACUGAUACUGUGGUGGUAUUCGUUUCGUUGUUUUCUCAGACACGCAGCAGAAGAUCUUGAACAAACAUAUUACCGGUGCUGAGAGAACCGCACGUCGCUGUC